Messenger RNA from Nilaparvata lugens (brown planthopper), 1857 nucleotides. RefSeq lists its product as uncharacterized. The record is from RefSeq and is a predicted model, not a curated record. NCBI's taxonomy places the organism in Eukaryota, Metazoa, Arthropoda, Insecta, Hemiptera, Delphacidae. The coding region runs from base 425 to 1237 and encodes 270 amino acids. The transcript is spliced from 2 exons.
UAUUUCACAAAAAUAUGAGAAUGUAACAAAUUUUACUUACAAUCAAUAAUGUUAGCGUUGAGCUCGUGCUAAACCUCUGGGGAGUAUGCAGUGCUCGCCAAUUGUGAUACGCCUCCUAUGUGUUUCUCUCUCACUCGUACAAGCACAAAAAUAUGAGAAUGUAACAAAUUUUACUUACAAUCAAUAAUGUUAGCGUUGAGCUCGUGCUAAACCUCUGGGGAGUACGCAGUGCUCGCCAAUUGUGAUACGCCUCCUAUGUGUUUCUCUCUCACUCGUACAAGCCUGCAACAGACAGAGAAACGACUUGCUAUAUAAUCACUUCCCUCAGAGGAAAAUCAUCAUUCACGUUAGAGCUAUACACUUUGAGUGUUUUGUGAAUUUCUCCACAAUACUUCGUGAACUUCUCCACUUCACAACGGCGACGAUGGACUCAUCAAACGCUUCCUCCUCCUCCUCCUCCUCCACUACAUUAUUCAUCAUCCCGGACACCCCCCCAUCGGAGAGGGAGCUGAACUACUGGGAACAGCAGAAGCAGCAGAAGAAGCAGCAGAAAAGCCUCAGCUCGGCUGCCACCUCUGCUGCUACAGCUGUCGCCUCCACCUCUGGCGCCUCCUCAUCCUCACCCCUGAAGAUGCAGGGAAUAUUUGUUCAACGUGAGGAUAAGGAAGAAGUCAUCAUACCCGACACCAGCCCUCUCCCGCAAGCUACACCGGCUACUUGGGCACCACGCCGAGCGGCCCUCACAUCGGUACCCGCCGCCAAGCAGCCGGUGAAGCGGAGGCUGGUCUUUGAUGACGAGCCCGCCGUCCUCACUCAAUCAAAGAAACGUGCGGCGCAAGAGCACGACAGCUCCAUAACGCCUCUUUUGCGGGAGGAGGAGGAGGAGGAGGACGAGUUGGACGUGGAGACGGAGGACUUCCUCGCCAUUAUAAAUCGUCAUACUGAGAAACCGUGGACGCCUCUCCGGCAGUUGGUGGAGGACACGGCGUACCCCAUCGUGGGGGUACGGGAGAUUACAAACCAACAUGGUCGCCGCAUUGUCUUAAAAGUCCAUUUAACAUCUGAACGGCUGACGGACAUAUACAUGCCGGAGAGGUAUACCCACAGUUUAACGUCCAAAGACAUUGAAAGUUUCAAAAGAAAUUGUAAAUCACUAUGUCUGUUUGUGAAGCAUGUUAAUGCUUUUUUGACAGACAUAAAAAUUGUUAAGUGCAAAAUUAGCAAAUUUGGCAUUUAACAAUAUUUAUGUCGGUGAGCAUUAACAUGUUUUGCAUGUUAAUAUGUAUAAAUUUGUUAUGUAUAAAUUAGUAGUGCUCACAAUAAAUAGUUUGUUAUUCUAUAAAAAUUUUUCUCAAUUCUCACCUAUCAGUUCACUAGUAUGUGUAGACAAGUGCACUCAAUCACUCUCCACUAUGCAAGUUGCAUUGAGCGAUAAGAAAUGAAAAUGUGUUUUUAUAGCUUGUUGUACGCACGCACGCACAAGCAGGCCUACUGCUGACAUCAGUCGGUCGCUCACUCAGUCAAGGCCGGGCAACGCUCGACCUUCACAAGGCCGGCCGCCUUCCUUGUUGUGAAGCUCGGGGGGCGUUGCCCUCACACAUCUGGUUCGGCUCGCGUUCAUAUCUGUAUGAGCGGAACACUUUCAAUAUUAUUGUGUUUGUCUUUUUCAGAUCAGCUAUUUGAAAAAUUCAUUUCAAAUAGCUGAUCUGAAUAGGUGAAUUCGAUUUGAAAGGUGAAUUCAUUUCCAAAUUAAUAGAAAAUUCAAUUUUCUUUUAGAUUAAGUUAGUGUAAUGAUUAAUUAAUUAACUUUAGUUAAUGUUCAACCAUUGAGUUGAAAGGUAAUGAAAAUGGUAUGUA